Molecule: messenger RNA, 3857 nt
Organism: Conger conger (European conger)
Lineage: Eukaryota; Metazoa; Chordata; Actinopteri; Anguilliformes; Congridae
Product: serine/threonine-protein kinase 4-like
Exons: 11
Coding region: 561-2024 (487 amino acids)
Biological process (GO): intracellular signal transduction; protein phosphorylation; regulation of MAPK cascade
Cellular component (GO): cytoplasm
Molecular function (GO): protein serine/threonine kinase activity; ATP binding
Source: RefSeq, a predicted model, not a curated record
UGUUUCCACAGUCAGUCAGUGAUGCGGAAGAUCAAUGAAGAGAAACAGUAAAACUGCGAAAUAUUAACGAAGUCAAGGAUACCGGACUGGGCGCUUGGAGUGAGAGUACGGGGCUUGAGAGAUGACACCUAUAGCCCCCUUCACAAGAUAGUUAACAAUACGUAAUCUGCCUGUUUUAACUUACACGAAAAUGGAGCCAAGCAAUUUACAGUAACCAGCUAGCUAGUUGCUAGCCCAGGUGAACUUAAUGUUCUGAAGCCGGUCAGGACAAAGCGCAUAAAUAUACCGCUGAUGUUAACGCACAAACAAUUUGUGCUUAUGGUCAGUGUUUUUUAAAACGUUGAACGUUAACUAGCUUGCUAGAAACGUAGGCUACAUCAGUUGUUAAACAGACAAAUGAGCUUACCGGGUAUCAGUCGGUAGAUACCCAAGUUGUGUAGCUAAGUCCCUAGCAGGUCUAGCUAGCCUAGCAAGCUAGUGCCAGCCUGCUAGUUUGCUGGGCAAGAUAUAACUAGCUAGCUGAGUUACACAUACAAGCAAUAUUUACAAAAAAAUACGCUAUGGAGAACAAGGACAAAGUACAACUGAGGACUCACCCACGCAGACAGCUGAAGAAGCUCAGUGAGGACAGUUUGACCAAGCAGCCUGAGGAGGUGUUUGAUAUGCUGGAGAAGCUGGGUGAAGGGUCUUAUGGAAGCGUGUUUAAGGCCCACUAUAAGGAGACCGGUGAGAUUGUGGCCAUAAAGCAGGUUCCUGUGGAAUCUGACCUACAGGAAAUCAUCAAAGAGAUCUCCAUCAUGCAGCAGUGUGACAGUCCACAUGUCGUCAAGUACUAUGGGAGUUAUUUCAAGGACAGCGAUUUAUGGAUCGUGAUGGAGUUUUGUGGCGCCGGCUCCAUCCUGGACAUCAUUCGCCUGCGGAACAAAACGUUAACUGAAGAAGAGAUCGCGACUGUGGUGCAGUCGACGCUGAAGGGGUUGGAGUACCUUCACUUCAUGAGGAAGAUCCACCGGGACAUCAAGGCUGGGAACAUCCUCCUGAACGCCCAGGGGCAGGCCAAGCUGGCCGACUUUGGUGUGGCGGGACAGCUCACGGACACAAUGGCCAAGCGGAACACGGUCAUAGGAACGCCCUUCUGGAUGGCCCCAGAGGUGAUCCAGGAGACCGGGUACAACUGCCUGGCAGACAUCUGGUCCCUGGGCAUCACUGCCAUAGAAAUGGCGGAGGGCAAACCCCCGUACGCAGACAUCCAUCCCAUGAGAGCCAUAUUCAUGAUCCCCACCAACCCUCCACCCACACUCCGAAACCCGAAACAGUGGUCUGAACCGUUUCUGGAUUUUGUCUGUCAGUGCUUGGUGAAGAACCCUGAGAACCGUGCUCCAGCCACAAAGCUGCUGCAGCACCCUUUCAUUAAAAACGCCAAGUCCAACAGCAUCCUGAAAGCGCUGAUCACAGAUGCCAUGGAGAUCAAGCUGAAGAAAAUGGAAGCCCAGCAGCGAGAGCAGGACCAGGAGGAUGAGGAGAACUCGGAUGACGACGAGGUGGACCAGGGGACGAUGGUCCGAGCAGCACCCUCAGACUCCGGGACCAUACGGGCAGCAGGCUCCCUGGGGGAACCCGUCCGCACGCUGAUCGAGCACGACGGCACCAUGGUGUCACAGAUGGGCACCAUGGUGAUCAACUCUGACGACGAAGACGACGCAGGCACCAUGAAACGGGUGGAAGAGACUGUGCAGCCGGCCAAGCCCUCAUUCCUGGAGUACUUUGAGCGGAAGGAGGAGGAGGGCAACCACCAUGGCGGGGCCGGAGACGCCGACCACAAUACAGACAACCGCAAGCUGCCGGCAGAGAGCGACAUGAAUAUGAUGCGGAGCUGGAGUGUGGACGAGCUGCGGGUAAGACUGGCCUCCCUGGAUCCUCAGAUGGAGCAGGAGAUCGAAGAGAUCCGACAGCGCUACCAGGCCAAGCGCCAGCCCAUCCUAGAUGCCAUUCAGGCCAAGAAGCGCCGGCAGCAGAACCUGUGAGCAGCGGGCCCUGCUUGGUCCAGCUGGGUUUCCACACGGAUCAAUACGGGAGCUCACUCCGUCGCAAAGCUGGACUUUUAAAUGCAAUUCUUUUCUUAUAGUCUUAUCAUACUUGACAUAAGGUCGCAGUGCUGUGAGUGAAAACUGCCAAACAGGCAUUCUUUUCUUUAAUUUAUUGCAUCUUUUUCAGGGUUGAUGUACUCUUUUUUUUCAGUAUUUCUUUUUUUUAACCACCCUCGUAUUCCAUAAUUUCUCCCAUCACCUAGAGGGUUAGAGAUGGGGUACUGAGUGACAGGGCUAGUGCACUAGGCAAACAAGCCUGCAGUGCUGGUGCUUAGUAUUUGGACUAUGGUACUGAGUAGUAGAGCUAAUGUACUGAGUUACAAGAGUGUGGUACUGAGUGACCUGGGUUACAAGUAACAGUGUUGUAGUCAGGACAAUGAGAACCACACUGUAGAAAUCACAAAUGCACUGUUUAUAUUUAAGCGGAAUGAUUUUUGAGUGCAUUGGUUUAUACUUUUGUUAAUUUUUCUAACCGUUUUGAUGUGUUUUUGGUACUUAUAGCAGUCUGGAAUACAGUGCACUAUCAUGCCCCCCCCCACAGGCAUUUACUGUGAGUGAGGGGUUUUGCUCUAUUUGACGUCACAACAAACAAACAGGGACAAACAGGCGCUUGAGGAAUGUAGCCGUCGUCCAUCCCGGGGCCAUGGAGGCAGGGGAGCCCUGGCAGGAGGGUGUCUGUGGAAGCGCUCAUGUUCUCACACACGCAUGCCUGGGUGAGGCUGGAGCUGUGUGGGGCUCCUGAUCCGAUUUUCUGAUGGAGGGGAGGGCGGGGGCUAAUUCAAUACGGGAUGGGAGAUAAUGCACAUCGGUCAAUGCCCAUGAGAGCUGGCCUCAGUAGGAAAAUGCUUCAGGAGGAAAACCUUUUUUUCUUUUUUCUUUUCUUUUUUUUAAACUGCCUGGCACUUUUUGUGUGAUCUGCUGUAUUUUUAUUUGGAUUUUGCUGUUUAGCCUGUUUUUUUUAUCCUAGCUUUUUAUCUGCCGCAAGUUUUCUUUGAUCUGCUGCAGGGAUUUCAAACAUUCCAGGGGUUUGUGGAACAAAAACAGAAGUGCUAUUUUUUUAUAAAAGUUUAUUGGGUUUUAGUUACUGCAUAUAAAAUGUCACUAUUUUUUCAUAACUGGAAUGAGCAUGUGUAAAUUAGCAACUCAGGAUUUGCUCAGGUUUUUCUUGGUUUCUAGUAUUGUUCAUAAAAAUAAAUUGCAAUAUUAAUGACUGAUCAGAACAAAUUGACUGUUGAACCUUGUUACUAAUGAUUCAAAAGGGAUUUCUUUUAGAUGUCUCAUUUAUUUUCUGUAAUUAAAUUACUUACGAAUGCUGUACGUUAAGCAAGUAAUGACUGAUUAAUGUGGACACAGGUUACCAUUUACUUAGGCAUCAUGCCAUGUUUUGCAUAGUUUUUCCAAGUACAGUAUUGAGACAUUAAUUUGAGGUACAUUUAGUAAAUAUUAUGGUCUUCAUAUUUUAUUUGGUAAAUAUCAUGACCUAUACGUUUAACUGAAUAACCCUCCAUUGCCAUCUCCUUGCCCUCUUUUGUAUAAGUCGGAUUAUAUACUGUCAGUCUAAGAAUGAACACUGGAGAACAUUUCAGCUCGGUCAGUGAAGGACUGCUGUCUGGCCCAUCUGUCCUGGCCUGUGAAACUCAUUGGCUCAUAGUGUUUGAAAUGUAUAUGCUUUGUUAAAUUAUGCGUUGAUGGAAAGUGUGCACGUCAAUUAACAUUGUCUGAUUUUCUUCUGUUUUUUUGAAUGCUUGUUUAUUAAAAAACAUUUUCAGA